Vigna umbellata (rice bean) is the source of this 1101-nucleotide messenger RNA. NCBI's taxonomy places the organism in Eukaryota, Viridiplantae, Streptophyta, Magnoliopsida, Fabales, Fabaceae. The record is from RefSeq and is a predicted model, not a curated record.
AAAAGAAGAUUAAACUAGUGAUUCAGGUCAUUGUUGUCUGAGUAGUGUAACAGCACAGUCACAUUUCCUUGCCCCAAAUCGAUAGCCAUGAAUUCUCUUCUUGCAAGCUCGCAUGCUUCUUCUCCAUUGCUCCCUCUCUUCCGACACUCUUCCAAAACUUUCAGACAACUCCAUUUCCAUUCUCUUUUCGUCUCUUCCAACACCAAUUUUUCUUCCAUGGUUGUCACACGUUGCUCCUCUGCGCCGUCACACAGUGGAUCCAACCCAUCUCAACAACCUCUUCUCAACGACCAAACCUUCCACACCCAAGUAACAACCCCUCAAACUCCUUCGUUUCUUUCGCCCUUACCCAAACUCACUUCUUCUGACCAAGCCUUCUUUCUCCUCGCAUUCAUCGCUUCUACGACCUCAGUGGCAUUCGCUAGCUUUGUUGCUGCUGCUGUUCCCGCCCUGUUUGCGAUAAGAAAUGCUGCAAUAUCCCUUUCAAAGCUGGCUGAUACAGCUCGUGAGGAGCUCCCUAGUACCAUGACUGCUAUUAGGCUUUCUGGGAUGGAAAUAAGUGAUCUAACUCUAGAACUAAGUGAUCUAAGCCAGGAAGUAGCAGACGGAGUCAACGCGUCAGCUCAAGUUGUGCAAGCAGCAGAAGCUAAACUCCGACAAUUUAGUUCAAUGGCACGACAACAAACCGAGUCCAUGAUCCAAGAGAGGGCGAGUUUGCCCAUAAUUUCUUUGCAACCUGCUGUUGCUGGAGCUGCUAGAAAGACUACUAGAGCAGUUGGCCGAGCCACAAAGAGCUUGUUCAAUAUCAUUUCAGGAAGGCAAGGCACAACAGAAUAUGAUGAUGAAGGAGCUUACGACUGAGAAAUCUGGUUAGUUCAACUGAAAUGUUUCUACUGUGUGAAUAUAGUGUAGGAGGAGGAUACUGUAAAUUAAACCUGAGAACUAUGUGAACAAUUGACAUCUUCUGUCGUGAUAUUUAGGCAUGUCCUUGUUGAACACUGCUUACCAAUACUAGUAUUACUACAUAAACGUGCACUUAUAAUUGCACUCAGUUGGCAUUUACAAACGCCAUGCAGUACAAAUUGUCUUGCUGUGGACCAA